CGGGCGCCGUCACAAAGCGGCGCCGACGUCGACCUAGGAGCAGAGUUCGCCAGGCAGGGCGUGGCCACCGACGCGCGCUGGCGCUUUACGCAAGCGAAUUCGAGUUAUGACCUUUGUGCUACGUAUCCUCCUCUGCUCAUCGUGCCGGCGGCGUUGAGCGACGCCCGACUCAAGGAAGGGUCCAGAUGGCGGUCCAAGCGGCGCGUACCUGUCUUGACCUGGUACGAUCGAGCUAGUGGUGCGGCCUUAAUACGAGCAUCCCAACCAAAGUCCGGCAUCACGGGCGCUCAUGUGGAUGACGCCGCUCUCCUCCAUGUGCGCGCGGCCGCCGCGCGGAGCCGCGGCGCCGUCGCGGCGCGCUUGGACGACCCGACGGCUUUUGAUGAUGAGGAAGGUUUUGCGAAUAGUUCGCCGUACAAAUCCACGACGGCGCCGAUCUUGCGCAUCUGCGACUGUCGUUCUAUUGUAGCGGCCAAGGCGAACCAAUUGGCCGGCCGGGGCCACGAGACUACCUCCAAAUUAGGUGGUUCGAGGGCCGCGACGCUCGAGUUUCUGGAUCUGGAGAACUUCCACGUCAUUCGCAACGCCAAGAAACGGUUGUCAGAAGCUUCGACCUUGGAGGACUACUACCGCGCGUUGCACGAAUCGCGCUGGCCCGUCUACGUCCAAGCACUAAUUAGUGCAGCGAAGGUCGUCGCGGAUCAUUUGGACAGAGGCGAUCCUUGUUUUGUGCACUGUAGCGACGGCUGGGACCGCACGCCGCAAGUGUGUGCUUUGGCUCAAAUAAUAGUGGAUCCCUACUUUCGAACAAUAAAAGGCUUCGCCGUGCUCAUAGAAAAGGACUUCUGCGCCUUCGGCCACCCCUUCGCAAUGAGAAGUGGAUCGAAGGGCGAGGGCGAAGCCGGUCCGGUCUUCGACCAGUUCCUGGAGUGCGUGCAGUCGCUGCGGCGGGGCGCGCCGGCGUCCUUCGAGUUCACUGAAUCAUUACUGGCGUUGCUCAAAGAACACGUGUAUUCGCGGUUCUUCGGGAACUUUCUGAGGGACUCGGAUGCGGAGAGGUGUGGAGACGACGCCGUGAGUGUGUGGAGGGUGGUUGAAAGUGAUCCGGGGCGCUUUUCUUCGCCGGUCUACGACUCUUCUGCGAGUAGAAGGCUCCCGGUCCUCUCGAAACCGUCGGCGGAUGUUGAACUAGAGCUGUUGAGGGCGCGUAUACGGGCGCUCGAGAAAUGA
Molecule: messenger RNA, 1230 nt
Organism: Pelagomonas calceolata
Lineage: Eukaryota; Pelagophyceae; Pelagomonadales; Pelagomonadaceae
Source: the annotation of a GenBank genome assembly